CAUCUGAACUCUUCAGAUGCGCACCGAAACAGAGACCGCCUAAGGCGUAUGUAGAAGGUGGUAUGUGGCUUACUGCAUGCCCGAUAGUGGCGUUUUGUGUUGUUUACCGAGUUCCAUGGCUGUUACAGCCUUGCGUUCACACUCGGCUCGCUCGCAUUAUCUCGCAGAUAUCCAUGUAGAUGUCCUAGUGUUUCCCGAGACUUUCUCCUAUCUUCAUAUGUUUUCUAUCUUUCAAAUUGUUUUCCCGCUGCGGGUUCAGAACGAUGACCGCUCGGCGUUCUGAAGUGCUGUUCCUCUUUUUCCUGUUCACCGUUUUCCAUGGACAAACGUGUGCGUUGAACAUAUCGUCGAAUCUUCAAAAUCGCACCGAUGACUACGGUCAGGAUUCGGAUAAACACGCGGAUAAUGCUACCUCAACAACACGCGUAAGUGGAUGGGUACAACAGCCAAACGGACGAGGAACCUUCGAUAUCCUAUGGACUUGUCUAGCCACGAUCGGGAUCAGCACAUACACCAUGUUGUGCUUGAAUAUACCAGCACCGAAAGAUUCCUAUGCAAGGAUUAUCGGCCGUCGACUUCUCUGGAUGCUCCUCGGCAUUCUCGGUCCUGAGUUCGUUCUCACAUACGCCGCCGGCCAGUGGAGUAGAGCGAAGUGGUCCGUCAAAGCAUUUCAAGACUCCGGAUAUGGCGACUGGCACAUGCGACAAGCCUUCUUCGCAGAUAUGGGCGGCUUCGUGCUUCAUACACAGGAUGACAGCAAGCCAUUUCCUUUGAACGCAGCACAGCUCCACUGGUUGGUUCACCAUAAGUACAUCGAGUACCCGACGAUAUCCAAGCAAGAGGUGUGGGACAAAUCGAAGCAGGACACAUUCACAAAAGUCGUGACCGCCUUCCAAGUCAGCUAUUUGAUCAUCCAAUGCACUGCUCGAGCCGCACGAGGACUGGACAUCACCACACUAGAGCUCAACGCACUGGCCAUUGUGGUGUGCUCGCUGAUGACAUCGUAUGCCUGGCUACACAAGCCCGCUGACGUGCACACUCCGGUGCACAUAUACUCGACAAAAGCCCUGAAAGACAUGAUAGGGAAUCUGGAUUGGGAACUUACUCCACUUGACCACGUCGAUCUCAAUGGACCCGCAUACUCAGUAAAUGUACAGCCAUUCAUGAAGAUGCCGGUAAUCCCGCCCGAGCGGCCGAUACAACGCAUCCCCAACGACGGAUUUCCGAUGAACCCGUAUGGCGUACAAGAAUACUUGCUGUGCUUCGCCACCUUGCUGUUCACCGGAAUACAUGUGGCGGGGUGGAAUUCCGACUUCCCAACGGCCGUCGAACGCCUGCUGUGGCGCAUCUCGUCACUUGUUCUAUUCGGCAUCACAGUUGCCUUCUGGGUGUUCGAGACGGUUGCGUCAUGGACAAGAUUGGGGCGCUGGAGAAUUUUGUAUCUGUAUCUCGUCGACACAGAAGGAUUGGAGAAGCAUCGAACAAGAAUGAAGCGAAGACAAACCUUGCAACCCAAGAGGAAGAUGUCUGAGUUACCACUGACUUGGGAAUUUGCCAUGAUAGCGCCAAUGGCGAUUAUAUAUGGUGUAGCCAGAUCAUAUCUGUUUGUCGGAGCCUUUGCUGAGUUAAGAUGUGCCAGUGCGACCGCGUUUGUGAGCGUGGAGUGGACUGAUUUUAUACCCAACAUCUAAGGCGAAUCACACUCAGCCC
Dothidotthia symphoricarpi CBS 119687 is the source of this 1710-nucleotide messenger RNA. RefSeq lists its product as uncharacterized. NCBI's taxonomy places the organism in Eukaryota, Fungi, Ascomycota, Dothideomycetes, Pleosporales, Dothidotthiaceae. The record is from RefSeq and is a predicted model, not a curated record. Bases 264 to 1691 code for a protein of 475 amino acids. The transcript has a single exon.